UAGAAAUUUUUAUCAUGGUUUGGCUGUGAGCAGAGAUGAAUAAUUUUGAUUUCUCUGGAUCAGUUCGUUUUUUGUUUGGUUGUGUUUGAUUUUGUACACUGUCGUCGGUGAUUGGUGCUCUAACAAUAUGGCUGAGACUGCACCAGUUGCUCCUAGUCAAGAAUUGUUGGAGUGGCCAAAGAAAGAUAAGCGCCGCUUCCUUCAUGCUGUCUACCGUGUUGGUGAUCUUGACCGCACCAUCAAGUUUUAUACUGAAUGUUUUGGAAUGAAGCUCUUGAGGAAAAGAGAUGUCCCAGAGGAAAAAUACUCCAAUGCUUUUCUUGGAUUUGGCCCUGAAGAAAACCAUUUUGUUGUGGAAUUAACAUAUAAUUAUGGGGUAAGCUCCUAUGAUAUUGGAACUGGCUUUGGACAUUUCGCAAUUGCAACUCCAGAUGUUUACAGAAUGGUUGAAGACAUCCGGGCCAAGGGUGGAAACAUCACUAGGGAGCCUGGUCCAGUUAAGGGUGGGACCACUGUCAUUGCAUUUGUGAAGGACCCUGAUGGUUACACUUUUGAGCUCAUCCAAAGAGCAUCAACCCCUGAGCCACUGUGUCAAGUAAUGCUUCGCGUUGGUGAUUUAGAGCGCUCAAUUAAGUUUUAUGAAAAGGCUUUGGGUAUGAAGGUGGUAAAGAAAGUUGAUAGACCUGAGUACAAGUACACGUUAGCCAUGCUUGGGUAUGCAGAGGAACAUGAGACAACCGUCUUGGAGUUGACAUAUAACUAUGAUGUCACUGAAUACACUAAGGGAAAUGCAUAUGCUCAGGUUGCUAUUGGCACUGAUGAUGUAUACAAGAGCGCUGAGGUUGUCAACCAUGUCAUACAAGAGUUGGGAGGGAAGAUUACUCGGCAGCCAGGGCCAAUUCCUGGCAUUAACACAAAAAUCACUUCUUUCUUGGAUCCGGAUGGUUGGAAAACUGUGCUGGUUGACAAUGAAGACUUCCUGAAGGAAUUGAAAUGAAGAGCGAUGACUCUACUAGUGAUUUUGUAAUGAAUAAUAUAUUGUCUGUGAUGAGUGGACGUUACGCAUCUGUGUCUAGUCUACUUCUCUGUGAUGAGUGAAGAGUGAGUGCUUUUGUAGGUGCUGGUUGUGCGGUUGUCUUAGAAACAUGGUUGAUGUUAUCAAUCUACCUAUUGAAAUGUCUGUUUUCUUUUUUU
Neltuma alba is the source of this 1194-nucleotide messenger RNA. Its product is annotated as lactoylglutathione lyase GLX1-like. Bases 128 to 997 code for a protein of 289 amino acids. NCBI's taxonomy places the organism in Eukaryota, Viridiplantae, Streptophyta, Magnoliopsida, Fabales, Fabaceae. Gene Ontology annotation, molecular function: lactoylglutathione lyase activity; metal ion binding. Gene Ontology annotation, cellular component: cytoplasm. The transcript is spliced from 9 exons. The record is from RefSeq and is a predicted model, not a curated record.